UUACGGGGGAUUCCAGUCCUUACACUGGUCUGUUUCACUUCCAGAAGUGCUCGACUCGGGAUGCGCUCCAGCCGGUCACGCUCAGGCUGAGCGGGACGGUCCUGCGGGAAGGGAUCCAGGAUGGGCACGCUCGCCCUGCGGGCUGCGCUGCCAAAGGGCCGGGAACAGCCAUUCCAAGGCAACGCGCACCCCCUGCAGGCACCUAUCAGUUCCUCGGCAAAGAUUCCGUGAAUUACCUUAACCAAGAAAAGAGAAGACUCUUGCGUAAGAAGCAAUCUCAGCUGUGGCACCGGCCGGGCCCGGGGCGGGGCCGGCCCCCGGCAGAGCAGGGGCACGCCCGCCCGGCCCGCCGCGUAGUGCGCAGGCGCGGCGGCAUUGGUGGCGGCAUGGGCGACACGCUGGAGGAGCCGUGGUGGGACAGCGAGCCCGGGACGGGCGGCACGCCAGAUCCUUCAGAUGAUGAAGCUAUUGAAAAAGCAAGUGAAAACAGGACAGCAACACGUCAAGAUUCAGAUUCCAAACCUGCUGUGAAAAAGAAAAGAAAGCAGCCUACAGAGUGUUUUUUAAGUCAGCCUGAAGAAAAGCAAGAGAGUGCUGUGAAGGCAAAGAAGAGGAAGAAGAAGAAGAUUUCUGAUGUUCUGCAAAAAUCUGCUCCAAAACCUGGUGUCCCUGCAGAUCUACAAAAUCUGCUUAGUCAACAUUUUGGUGAAAACCGGUCUGUGAUUGAAAUAGAGGAGUUAAAGCUGUCAGAUUCCUGCUUUUUGCCAGCCAAUGAUCUUACCCACAGUUUUUCUUCAUACCUGAAGGAAAUCUGUCCGAAGUGGGCGAAGCUCCGGAGGAACCACAAGGAGAAGAAGUCACUGGUGAUGUUGGUUCUCUGCAGCUCUGCCCUGCGCUCCUUGGAGCUCAUCAAGUCAAUGACAGCCUUUAAAGGAGAUUGCAGAGUCAUCAAGUUGUUUGCAAAGCACAUAAAGAUAAAGGAACAAAUGAAUAUGUUGGAGAAAGGCAUGUUCCACAUUGGGGUUGGAACUCCUGGGAGAGUAAAGGCACUAGUGGAGCAAGAUGUCCUGUGCUUAAACUCUGUGAAAUAUAUGAUUCUGGAUUGGAACUGGAGAGAUCAGAAACUGAGGAGAAUGAUGGACAUCCCUGAGAUAAAGAAAGAAACAAUUGACCUACUGGAGAAGAGUAUUAUAAAGCUGUGCAGAGAUGGAUCUGUGAAGCUGGGACUCUUUUAAUAGUUUACCAACAAGGAAGUAAUUUGCAGCUGCAUUUUACUAUUAUCCUGCCUGCAACUGAAUUUUGACUUUUCAGAGGUCUCAAUACAGAAGGCACAUUGCAACUUUUUCUGAGUUUUCUUUUAAUAAAAACCUAGAUGUUAUGUUUGUAGUUCUAGUAUUAUUUUUAUUGCAGGAACAAUGUCAUACUGAAACCAGAGUUACACUGCUUUCACCUGCUAGAUGUACUACUACAUGUCACAAGUAAGACUGAAGAUGAGCAAAUAUGAGUGUGAAUGUCUUUGCACAGCUCAGUUUUCUGUUCCCUCCCUGUGUUGUCCCAAAUGAGACGUGUAUUUCUGUCAUGAGUGUGGUAAUCUACUUGCUCUUGGGGGGGUCUUUGAAAAAGUUGUAUGAAUUUCAGUAACAUGAUGAAAAGGUAUUUUUCACCUAUCUGUUCUAGUGCUAACCAAAUGCUGCUUUUUGCUCUUAUAUGAUAAAUUAUCUGGAUAUUAUACUGAGAUUUUAUUUUGGUUAAACUGUUGAAGUGUGCAAAAAAUAUUCUUAUAUCUGUCCAUUUAAAUUAAAA
Messenger RNA from Zonotrichia albicollis (white-throated sparrow), 1803 nucleotides. It is a transcript of the gene CMSS1, whose product is annotated as cms1 ribosomal small subunit homolog. Lineage: Eukaryota; Metazoa; Chordata; Aves; Passeriformes; Passerellidae. The record is from RefSeq and is a predicted model, not a curated record. Gene Ontology annotation, cellular component: 90S preribosome; nucleus.